GCGAACUGCCGCAAAGCCGCGAAGCUGGAGAACGAGGAUAUGGGCGGAUCAUGGGAGGAGGUGCCGCCACUGGGCUCGGGCGCGCCAGCGCCGACGACUCGCCCUCCGACGUCAACGAGACUUACGCUGCGGCCGAUGCCGCCGUCGGCUCGUCUGAUACAGCACCGGGACACGAGGGGCAACAUGUUCCACGCGGUCGAAGGCUCGGAGCUGGGCAAGAGCAUGAAGCGCCUGGCGGACACCUUCCUAUUGGAGCAUCUGCCGACCUGGGAGAUGUGGUCCAGCAAGCUCCUGCAGCAGUGGACGAUGUGCCGCCGCUGGGGGCGGGUCAUCAUGAAGGUCUUCCUCAAGACGAUCGACCGGGUGACCUGGAAGCUGGACAGCAUCGGCCUACAUGUGCAGCUGCGGCCCGAGAAGUGCCCGACCUGGCCGGCGGAGCUCGAGCAGCGUGCGAAGAUCGAGCCAUGCCGCCCCAGGGCGGAGGCGAAGCAGAGGUCAGCCGCCUCCGCGGCCGCGCGCGAGCAGAAUCAGGAGCUGAGGGCCACCAUCGAGACCGCGAAGUGUGAUUUCUCGACCAAGUAUGCGACGGUGGAUGCGUUUGCAGCACUCAGCUCGGAACAGAUCUACGAGAAGCUCAACAUGGAGACGGCCAAGAAGAAACCGGAUACCAAGAAGGUGGAGACGGUGCCUACCGUCGUAUGCCCGGCGAUCCCAGCGCGCUACGCGCAGAUGUGCCAGCGCCCGGACUGCCAGCAGCAGCGGGGCAUCGCGAAGAACGAGCCGAUCGUGAAGGCGAAGCCCUUCGGGUGGCGCCACCAGGCGUGCGGGAGCAGGGCGAAGGACUCCAACCUUGGCCAGGUCUGCGACGAGAAGGGCGACCACUGCGAGAGGCUCGGCCUGUUCAACGACUGCGACCUCAGCAAGCCGCAGGGCUACCACAAGGCGAAGUUCCUGCUGGACGAGAAGCGCCCGGAGCUCCUCGUCAGCACUCCCCCCUGCGGGCCGUGGUCGAUCAUGCAGAACGUCAACCAGCGCGACGACAAGCAGAAGGAGAAUCUGCGCAGGGAGCGACUCAAGAGCCAGCGGAUCUUCGAGAACAACAAGAGGUUCAUCGAGCAUCAGGUGCUCCACCUGAAUGGCUCGGCCCUUGCCCAGCAGCCACGCAACAGUCGGUCGUGGCAGAAGACCUGCUGGAAGGACCUGCACAAUAUUCUCCCCUGCGAGGUGAUCGUAGACGGCUGCGCCUGCGGACUCAGAGCCCCGGACACGGGCGAGCUCAUGAAGAAGCGCUGGAAGUUCUUGGCGAACGACGAGGACGAGACGUACAUUCCACCACUAGACGGCAAGGAGUCACACAACCUCACAAGCGAUACAGUCAAGAAGCUCGAGAGCUACAUCAGGCUGGUGCACGCCAACCUGGGGCAUCUACCUCAAAAUGUGUACGAGGUUUUGUUCGACGCCUUUUCUUGGAUACGUCGCAGCGCGAAUGCUAACGUGAUGGCGCUAGCGAUCCUCGACGCUGGCUUGGACAUGCUCUGCGCACGGCUUGUCGACGAGAAGGCGACCCCGGGGACGCGCCGACGUUAUGACCCAGCUGGGAGCGCCAUCUCCGACGAGUUCCGCGAGUGGAUCGAGAGCCAUGGAGCCAACUGCCUCCCAUGUGCUGCCGACGCCCACUGGCAGAUCGGCAAGAUCGAACGGGCGAUCGAAGCUUUCAAGGAGGCCCUCGACGCCAUCGACGAGAUCGACGGCUUCAGUCCGCUGCAGCGCUAUGCGGGACGGACACCCACUGGCACCGCGGUCAACCUAUUCGACGAGCCGAGCAACCUGCCGCUCAUCAGCGCUGAGCUGCUGGAUGGUACCUUCAGCAGGGGCGCUCAAGUACGACGGGGAGCACGGCUCGCUCACAUCCAAACGGAGAACUCCGACCGAGUCAAGCGCGCGGAGUCCGCGCGAUUCAGAUCGUUCAAGAAGUACGAGACGGGUGGCUCCCACCUGGAGCUUGGCGCAAGAAAGGACAAGACCCGACCAGAGGAAAACUAG
Molecule: messenger RNA, 2043 nt
Organism: Prorocentrum cordatum
Lineage: Eukaryota; Dinophyceae; Prorocentrales; Prorocentraceae
Source: the annotation of a GenBank genome assembly